AUGGCAAGGAUCACGCUCGGAGCUGCUUACGGAACAGCAAAGUCAGGCACAGGCAUUGCGGCCAUGUCCGUAAUGAGGCCGGAGCUGAUCAUGAAGUCGAUCAUUCCGGUCGUCAUGGCCGGCAUUAUUGCGAUUUAUGGUCUGGUGGUGGCUGUUAUUAUCGCCCAGGCAGUGAAGCAAGUACCGGAGUACACACUUUUCAACGGAUUCUGUGGCUUUGGAGCUGGUGUUGCUGUUGGUCUGAGCGGCUUGGCAGCUGGGUACGCAAUUGGAGUCGUCGGCGAUGCUGGAGUUCGAGGGACGGCGCAGCAGCCGAGAUUGUUCGUCGGCAUGAUUCUGAUUCUGAUCUUUGCCGAAGUCUUAGGUCUCUAUGGAUUGAUCGUGGCACUUGUUCUGAGCACCAAGUGA
Molecule: messenger RNA, 408 nt
Organism: Soboliphyme baturini
Lineage: Eukaryota; Metazoa; Nematoda; Enoplea; Dioctophymatida; Soboliphymatidae
Source: the annotation of a GenBank genome assembly